UUUGUCGAGCCGUCACCUCCACCACCACAAGCCAUGGGAAAUUGCGGCUCAAAAAAGGCCGAGAAGACAGUCGUCGAGCCAGAGGAGCCGAAGCCGAGCGCGGUGCCUGAGGAGCCGGUGGAGGAGGAGCCGACGAGCCCGCCGAGAACGGAGAAGCCGUCGCCCGAGGCGGAGGCGGAGCCCGCGCCCACCGAGGAGGAGGCCGAGGCUCCCGAGGCCGAGCCGGAGGUGUCAACCGUCGCGGAGCUGCCGACCGAAGAAGAGAAAAACAUCUUCGCAAAGGUUGGCGACUUCGUCAAGAAUGCCUUUUCGGCGCGCGAGGAAGAGGCCCCGAAGGAGGAGAAGGUCGAGGUGUCUCGCCUGACCAAGAUCCCGGUUAAGGAGGGGGCGGUGCCGGACAUGGUCGCGGCGACCGAGAAGGACGAGUUCAAGGCGCUCGUCAAGACCUUCGUCGGCUUCGUCGGCGUCAAGAUGUACGCGGUCGGAGACGGGCACGUCGUGACGCACUCUCGCUGGGAGGACGAGGCGGCGGCCGAGGGCGGCAAGGCGGCGCUCGGAGGCGUGCUCAAGACCUUCAUGGCGGAGCUCGUCGCGGGGCCGCCGGAGGAGGCGCUCGUCGGGCCCGAGAUGUGGGCGGUCGACGGGCCGGCGGCCUCCGAGCCGCCGGUGGCCGUGCGGCGUCUCCUCCUACCAGACCGGGCCGACCGAGGCCUUCGUCGUCGCGUCGUACACCUCCAGAGAGGCGCUCGAGGCGGCCGCGCCGGUGGCCAAGGAGGUCCUCGGCGACGCGAUGGAGCACUUCUCGGGCGUGCCGGCCCAGGAGACCGGCACGGUCGAGUACAUCUGGCCGGCCAAGGAGCCCAGCUGGAUCGAGAAGGUCUCGGCCUACCUCUCGCCGACCAAGAAGGCGCCGCCGCCGCCGGCCGAGGAGGAGGAGGCGGGGGAGGCCGAGGCGGAGCCCGAGGCCGAGGCGGCGGAGGCCGCGGAGGAGGAGGGGGCGGAGGCGGCGGAGGAGGAGGCGGACAAGCCGCCGCCGCCGCCCUCCCUCUUCGAGAAGGUC
This is a messenger RNA of Emiliania huxleyi CCMP1516, 1060 nucleotides long. RefSeq lists its product as hypothetical. The annotation marks the transcript as partial. The record is from RefSeq and is a predicted model, not a curated record. The transcript is spliced from 8 exons. NCBI's taxonomy places the organism in Eukaryota, Haptophyta, Isochrysidales, Noelaerhabdaceae.